AUGGCCAGCCAAUCACCUCUAAACCCUACAUUCAAGGGGCACGUAGCCACCACCUGGGAUGCACUUCUCCUCUUCGAAGCGUGCUUGCAGGGUCAAAUUAACCAUGUGCCUCGACGUCCGCAUGAUCGUGAACGCCAAGAGCUCAUUUCUAGCGGCAACAUCUUCAUCUAUGAGGAGCAUGCCUCUGGCAUCAAGCGCUGGACAGACGGUAUCUCUUGGAGUCCUAGCCGCAUCCUCGGCAACUUUCUCAUCUACCGCGAGCUAGACAAGCCCUUUCCUCCCGGCGAAAAGAAACGUGCGCUCAAGAGAAAACGAGGUUCUCAGGGCGUCAACAAGGCCACUCCUCGGUCCAACUCAACUGUCCUAGACCCGGCCACCAUCGCCCGAGACCCAGAACGGUCGCUGGUCGGUUCUCUGGUGGACUCUUAUCUGUUCAAAGAAAGGGGACUCGUCAAGAAGACAAUUUCCAUCACCUUCCAGGGUGUGCCGCACCAUCUGGUCAGCUACUACAGUAUAGAAGACGUUGACAACAAGUCUCUGAUGACCCCGAGCGAGGCCAACUUCUUUUCACACAUCAAGCCUCGCACCGAGCUUGUCAUGUCCCAAAACUUCCGCAAUCCUGUGGAUGAAGUCACCUUGUUUGGCCAGGAAGACAAUGGCUUCAUGGGUGCCAACGCGCACUUCUACAACAUGGGUGCCCACGUCGCCAACUUCUCCCCACACUCUCAUGUUGCCCAGGUUGCCGAUUACGGCUCUCAAGUCAUGAUGUCUCAAGCCCUGCCGGUGUCAACCAUGGCCGUCGCUCCGAUGGCUGCCUACUCUAGAGCAGACUACGAAUACCUUGCCCAGCAGCACCAACCUCAUGAUCACUUUGAAGCUCAAGUGGAAGCCCAAGCUCAGGCGGAGGCCCAGGCACGCUAUGCUCAUCGCCAUCAUUCAUUUCAAUAUCACGACCACAUUCCGCAAGGUCAACUGCCGCAAGAGGCAUUGCACCACCAGCAGAUACAACAGCAGCAGAUGCACCACCACCAACAGCAGCUACAGCGCCAGCAACAGCUGCAACAUCAAAUGCAUGCGAUACAAAUGCAGCAACAACAACAGCAGUUUCACCACCAAAUGCACCAGCCGCAGCCCGACGAGCAGCGGCAGCACCAGUUGUCCCACCCAUCACCGCACCAGCAAGAUGUGCAGCCAGAUGAGCAGCAACAGAACGGCGAGGGUUUUGACUGGUCCAAUUAUCAGGGACCAAACGAUUACUACUAUCCUCAACAACCAUAG
Molecule: messenger RNA, 1278 nt
Organism: Trichoderma breve
Lineage: Eukaryota; Fungi; Ascomycota; Sordariomycetes; Hypocreales; Hypocreaceae
Product: gti1/Pac2 family domain-containing protein
Exons: 1
Coding region: 1-1278 (425 amino acids)
Molecular function (GO): DNA binding
Source: RefSeq, a predicted model, not a curated record